Protopolystoma xenopodis is the source of this 279-nucleotide messenger RNA. NCBI's taxonomy places the organism in Eukaryota, Metazoa, Platyhelminthes, Monogenea, Polystomatidea, Polystomatidae. The record is from the annotation of a GenBank genome assembly.
AUGUCCACCUUUCUCCCUCGAUCCCAACCCCCACUCCACCCCUCCUCCUCGUGCCAUAACCUUCUUGCUCGAAUGGCCAUAACCGCCUCGAAAGAUGACUACUUCACACAGCCCUUUCAACCUCACAUCUUGGCCGCAUGCAUUAUCCAGUUGAGCUUCUACGUACACUCACUCUACUGCUGCCUCUACCUUGACGCCUGGCGUGCUGACUCGCGUUUGUUGCUGACACAUCAUGUUGUCACCUGCCUCUUGUUGGUGGUGGGCAUGGCAACCCGGUGA